AUGUCUUCGGAAAAUAAAGAGCAACAUGACCUUUCAGCCACGGACUCACUUGAAGGAAAAGACCAAUACAGUCCUCCAUCUUUGAUCCAUAUGGAGCUUGAAAAGGAAUCAAGUACUGACUUCCAGCAACUUGAAACCACAAAUCAAUGCAGACAUUAUCCUAGGAUCCACAUGGAGCCUCAAGAGAAAUCAAAUACUAACUUUAAGAAAUUCAUCAACAAAAAACUACAGAAGAGUUGCCAGUGCAGCCCAACCAAAGCAAAACAUAUGAUUUUUGGUUUCCUUCCCUUUUUGCAGUGGCUCCCAAAAUAUGACCUGAAGAAAAAUAUUUUAGGAGAUGUGAUGUCCGGCUUGAUUGUGGGCAUCUUGUUGGUGCCCCAAUCCAUUGCUUAUUCCCUUUUAGCAGGCCAAGAACCAAUCUAUGGUCUGUACACAUCAUUUUUUGCAAGCAUCAUUUAUUUCAUAUUUGGGACUUCCCGUCACAUCUCUGUGGGCAUUUUUGGAAUACUGUGCCUUAUGAUUGGUGAGGUAGUUGACCGAGAACUAAUCAAAGCUGGCUUUGACACUGCUCAUGUUGCCCUGUCGUUAGGAAUGGUUUCAAAUGGGAGCACAUCAUUAAACCAGACAUCAGACAGGAUAUGUGACAGAAGUUGUUAUGCAAUUACAGUGGGCAGCACCGUAACCUUUAUGGCUGGAGUUUAUCAGGUAGCGAUGGGCUUCUUUCAAGUGGGCUUUGUUUCCGUCUACCUCUCAGAUGCCUUGCUGAGUGGAUUUGUCACUGGUGCCUCCUUCACUAUCCUUACAUCUCAGGCCAAGUAUCUCCUUGGGCUCAGCCUUCCUCGGAGUAGUGGCGUGGGCUCACUCAUCACUACUUGGAUACAUAUCUUCAGAAACAUCCAUAAGACCAAUCUCUGUGAUCUCAUCACCAGCCUUUUGUGCCUUUUGGUCCUUUUGCCAACCAAAGAACUCAAUGAGCACUUCAAGUCCAAGCUUAAGGCACCAAUUCCUACCGAACUCAUUGUUGUUGUGGCAGCGACAUUAGCCUCUCAUUUUGGAAAACUGAAUGAGAAAUACAAUACCAGCAUUGCUGGACAUAUUCCCACUGGGUUUAUGCCACCCAAAGCACCAGACUGGAACUUAAUUCCUAGUGUAGCUAUAGAUGCAAUAGCUAUGUCUAUCAUUGGCUUUGCUAUCACUGUAUCACUUUCUGAGAUGUUUGCCAAGAAACAUGGUUACCCAGUCAGAGCUAACCAGGAAAUGUAUGCCAUUGGCUUUUGCAAUAUCAUCCCCUCCUUCUUCCACUGUUUUACUACUAGUGCAGCUCUUGCAAAAACAUUGGUUAAAGAAUCAACAGGCUGUCAAACUCAGCUUUCUGGUGUAGUGACAGCUCUGGUUCUUUUGUUGGUCCUCCUGGUAAUAGCUCCUUUAUUCUUUUCCCUUCAGAAAAGUGUCCUUGGUGUGAUCACUAUUGUAAAUCUCCGGGGAGCUUUACGUAAAUUUAAGGAUCUGCCCAAGAUGUGGAGGGUUAGCAGAAUGGAUACAGUUAUCUGGUUUGUAACUAUGCUCUCCUCUGCACUGAUAAGUACUGAAAUGGGCCUGCUUAUAGGUGUUUGUUUUUCUAUGUUUUGUGUCAUCCUCCGUACUCAGAAGCCGGAGAGUUCAUUGCUGGGCUUAGUGGAAGAAGCGGGAAUUUUUGAAUCCACAUCUGCUUACAAAAACCUUCAGGCUAAGCCAGGCAUCAAGAUUUUCCGCUUUGUAGCCCCUCUCUACUACAUAAACAAAGAGUGUUUUAAAUCUGCUUUAUACAAAAAAACUCUCAACCCAAUCUUAGUGAAGGCAGCUCAGAAGAAGGCAGCAAAGAGAAAGAUAAAAAAGGAAACAGUGACUCUCAGUGGAAUUCAGGAUGAAGUUUCAGUGCAACUUUCCCAUGAUCCCUUAGGACUCCAUACCAUAGUUAUUGACUGCAGUGCAAUCCAAUUUUUAGAUACAGCAGGGAUCCAUACACUGAAAGAAGUUCGCAGAGAUUAUGAAGCCAUUGGCAUACAAGUUCUGCUGGCUCAAUGCAAUCCCUCUGUGAAGGAUUCCCUGGCCCGGGGAGAGUAUUGCAAAAAGGAAGAUGAAAGCCUCUUUUAUAGUGUAUAUGAAGCGAUAGCUUUUGCAGAAGAAUGUCAAAAUCAGAAAGAAAUAUGUUUUCCCAAUGGUCUAAGUCUUUCCAGUGACCAAUUGGAUAAGUAG
Messenger RNA from Pipistrellus nathusii (Nathusius's pipistrelle), 2235 nucleotides. The record is from the annotation of a GenBank genome assembly. NCBI's taxonomy places the organism in Eukaryota, Metazoa, Chordata, Mammalia, Chiroptera, Vespertilionidae.